UCCACUGCUCUGUGUCCGCUUCUCUGGAGCAGCAGAAAACAACCUUUCUCCCUCCUCUAUAUGACAUCCUUUUAUAUAUUUGAACAUAGCUAUCAUAUCACCCCUUAACCUUCUCUUCUCCAGGCUAAACAUACCCAGCUCCCUAAGCCGUUCUUCAUAAGGCAAUGUUUCCAGGCCUUUGACCAUUUUCAUUGCCCUCCUCUGGACACAUUCCAGCUUGCCAGUAUCCUUCUUGAACUGUGGUGCCCAGAACUGGACACAGUACAGUGGUACCUUGGUUUACAAACACAAUUGAUUCUGGAAGUCUGUACUUAACCUGAAGUGAACUUUCCCAUUGAAAGUAAUGGAAAGUGGAUUAAUCUGUUCCAGACUGGUCCGCGGAGUACUUAAACUGAAGCGUACUUAACCCGAGGUAAGAGUGUAAUUGGGUCUGGAAGUCCAUACUUAACCUGAAGCGAACUUUCCCAUUGAAAGUAAUGGAAAGUGGAUUAAUCCAUUCCAGACAGGUCCGCAGAGUACUUAAACUGAAAAUACUCAAACCGAGGUAUACUUAAACCGAGGUAUGACUGUACGCCAGGUGAGGUCUGACCAGAGCAGAAUACAGUGGUACUAUUACUUCCCUUGAUCUAGAUGCUAUACUCCUAUUGAUGCAGCCCAGAAUUGCAUUGGCUUUUUUAGCUGCUACAUCACACUGUUGACUCAUGUCAAGUUUGUGGUCUACCAAGACUCCUAGACCUUUUUCACAUGUAGUGCUCUCAAGCCAGGUGUCACCCAUCCUGUAUUUAUGCCUUUCAAUUUUUUUGCCCAAGUGUAGUACUUUACAUUUCUCCCUGUUAAAAUUCAUCAUGUUUGCUUUGGCCCAGUUGUCUAAUCUGUUAAGGUCAUUUUGAAGUGUGAUCCUGGUAGCAUUGUCUAGCCCACAUUUUACCAGCUUCUUUACAAGAAUACCAUGGGGCACCUUGUCAAAGGCCUUGCUGAAAUCAAGAUAGGCUACAUCCACAGCGUUCCCUUCAUCUACCAGGCUUGUAAUUCUGGCAGAGUAUAGUGUCCAGAUCAAGACAAGUAAUAGUACCACUUUAUUCUGCUGUGAUCAGACCACACCUGGAAUUCUGUGUCCAAUUCUGGGGACCACAAUUUAAGAAGCUUGUUGACAAGCUGGAGCACGUGCAGAGGAGGACAACCAAGAUGGUCAAGGGUCUGGAAACCUCAUGAGGAAUGGUUGAAGGAGCUGAAUAUGUUUAGCCUGGAGAAGAGGAGACUGAGAGGAGAUAUGAUAGCCAUUUUCAAAUAUCUUAGGGGCUGUCACACGGAGGAUGGAACGGGCUUGUUUUCUCCUGCCCUGGAGUGUAGAACUUGAAUGGCUUCAAGUUGCAAGAAAGGAGAUUCCGACUAAACAUCAGGAAGAACUUUCUGGCUGUAAGGGCUGUUCGACAGUGGAAUGGACUCCCUUGGGAGGUGGUGGACUCUCCUUUAUUGGAGGUUUUUAAGCAGUGGUGGGAUGGCCAUCUGUCAUGGUUGCUUUAGCUGAGAUUCCUGCAUUGCAGGGGGUUGGACUAGAUGACCCCCAGGGUCCCUUCCAACUCUACAAUUCUAUGGCACCCACCAGGUCUCUGAGCAAAAGAGCAUCAUGUAAUUAAAUAAUGGCUAUGUGGUUUUAUGUGACAGAAACUUCUCUUUAGAACAGAAGUGGGGAGUUUUGGCCCUUCCAGUUUUCCCUGACACCUACCUUGGGAGGGUGGAGGUACUGGGUUCGUGGGAAAGUUUUGCUUAGCUGGGAGGUUGGGGUGGCAUGGAAGCUUGGAAGCAAAUGUGGCUGUUUGGCUUUAGAACAAAGCCCAGGGUAAAGGAUGCUUAGAAACUCACAGGAUUGGCUUGUGCUGCAAGGGGUGAGGGAAGUCUUUUGUGGUGAAGCCAAAUGCAAAGCAGAUGGGGAUUGUGAAAUUAAAUUGUGACAUUUCAGGAUAACGGAGGCUGAGCCUUCUCAGACCCCUGCCAUUCCCAAAGUUGCAAUCUUCCAAUGCUUUUUUAGCAAAACAAAAUUGGCUGUUGUGGGGUUUGCAUGAGUCUGCCUCUCUAUGGUAAAUGUUCAGCAAAAUGUACUGUGCAGCACGGGAGCAGAAAAUGCAUUAUAGGAACAACAUUUAUAUGUGUGUUUUCAAGCCCGAAAACAUUUAUGUCCAACACAUUUCUUUGGUGAAACUUGGGUUCUCCACAAACAUUUGCUGUGAGAAGACCAGGUAUUUGCCUAUAUCAGUGUGCCCCCCCCCCCGGGCUGCUUACACUUUAAUUCAGAAUGCAGUUACUUUCCUCUAUACCAAAACAGAAUGUGCUUCUCUUAAGCUGGGAACACAAUAAGAAAAUGUCCUCUGUUAACGUGACUUGUCAGGGUGCAAACGAAGUGUUGUCUUCCUGGCUAGCUCAGCACUGUGUGAACACAUGCUCCACAACAGCAGCCAUGCAAGGGGUGACCCCCAAAAUAGUCCAGUGGUGAAGCAGUGGGGAGGGGGGGCAGGGGGCACUUUCACAUAAAGGAAGUGUUGUUUCAAAACAAGUUAACAUAUAAAGUGAUCACAGCAAGCUUGUUACCUGCUGCCAGCGAUACGCUUUUCCAGGAGAUUGCGUCAGACAAUCAUGAGGGGUUAGGAAACGGCUGUUCGUUUGAAAGCUAAAUCUGGGAGCCCGUGGGUGCCGGCUUCAUGUGCUGGGUAGCAGAUUGUGCUCCAUGUGAAAAUUCUGUGGGCGUGCACUUCUGUGUGUUCUUUUAUACUUGUUGCUAAAAAGCAUGCAUACUGUGACAGGGACCUGGAGGUCAGCCCUUUCGUUUGCCUCUGGUAUCUUUCUCCUUGCAGGCCCCUGGAUGAGGCACAGCCAGAACUCCUCCGGCGGCACACUCACGAAUGGCUUCUCCUCAUCCUCUCCAGACCCCGGCCCUGCAGGUGGGGGUGGGAGGGGAGACCUCCUGCCUCUCUCCCACAGCAUGACAACGAUGCUUGCCUCUCGCAGGAAAAGGCUCGGAGGCAGAGCCAUGGCCGAGGCUCGGGGCACCAUCAAGGUGGACCUCCCCAACCAACAGCGCACAGUGGUGACUGUCCGGCCGGGUACAACUGUCUACAGCUCCCUAGACAAGGCCCUGAAGGUCCGUGGGCUCAACCAGGACUGCUGUGUGGUCUACAGGAAAAAGAGCGAUGGGCGAAAGACCAUCACAGAUUGGGAGACGGACCUGGUCAACCUGGAGGGGGCUGAGCUCUCUGUGGAAGUCUUGGAGGACCUGCCACUUACUAUGCACAACUUUGUGCGGAAGACUUACUUCAAUUUGGUAUUCUGCGAUUUCUGCCUUAAGUUCCUCUUCCAUGGCUUCCGCUGCCAGACUUGUGGCUACAAGUUCCACGAGCACUGCAGCAGCCGAGUACCUACGGUCUGCUUGGACCUGGCCACUACGCAUAAGCCUGUUUACAGCCAUGAUCCAGGUCAGCAUCCUCCAUUCUGGCACGACAGUGUUCCGACUACCCCAGUGCAGCCGAGUCACGAACCAGGGACCCCUCAUGCUGUCAGCCCAAGAAAGCUGCCCCCCUUCAGCCCAGAUGCCUUCAGCUUCCUCAGCCUCCAAGGGGGCGGGCAGCAGCUCCAACGGCACCGCUCAACCUCCACCCCAAAUGUCCACAUGGUCAGUACCACCAGCCCCGUGGAUAGUGACCUGCUUGAGCUCAUAAGCAGGAAUCAUAACAACACAGAGGGCCUAGGUGCGCUUGAGCCGCCUCCUUGCACCCCGCCGGCUCCCCCAGCUUCCAGCAUGGCUGCUGUUUCAUCUGGCCGACGCUCCCCACACCCCAAGUCCCCCGGCGAGUCCCCCAGGGAGCGCAAGGCCCCUGCCGAAGACAAGAAGAAACCGAAAUCCCUGGGCUACCGGGACUCCAGCUAUUACUGGGAAGUCUGCCACACCGAGGUGACGAUGCUGAAGCGCAUAGGCACUGGAUCGUUUGGCACUGUCUUCCGGGGCCGCUGGUAUGGGGAUGUGGCGGUCAAGAUCCUGAAGGUCACCAACCCCACCAGCGAGCAGGUGCAGGCCUUCAAGAAUGAGAUGCAGGUGCUCAGGAAGACCCGCCACGUGAACAUCCUGCUCUUCAUGGGUUUCAUGACCCGCCCCAAGUUUGCCAUCAUCACCCAGUGGUGCGAAGGCAGCAGCCUGUACCAGCACCUGCAUGUGCAAGAAACCCCCCUGGAGAUGGUGCAGCGGAUUGACGUGGCCCGGCAGACGGCCCAGGGCAUGGCUUACCUGCAUGCUAAGAACAUCAUCCACCGGGACCUCAAAUCCAACAACAUCUUCCUGCACGAAGGCUUGACCGUGAAGAUUGGCGACUUUGGCCUUGCCACCGUGAAGACGCGCUGGAGCAGCUCACAGCAGGUGGAGCAGCCCAGUGGCUCCAUACUUUGGAUGGCCCCUGAGGUGAUCCGAAUGCAAGACCCCAACCCCUACAGCUUCCAGUCAGAUGUCUACUCCUAUGGAGUUGUUCUCUACGAGCUGCUCUCCGGGACCCUCCCCUACCGCCACAUCAACAACCGGGACCAGAUUAUAUUCAUGGUUGGCCGGGGGUACCUGUCCCCUGACGUCAGCAAGGUGCCCAGCAAUUGCCCCAAAGCCAUGCGCAGGCUGAUGGGCGACUGCCUUAAAUUCAAGCGUGAAGAGAGACCCCUCUUUCCUCAGAUUUUGGCCUCCAUUGAGUCACUCCAACGUUCUUUGCCGAAGAUCGAACGCAGUGCCUCUGAGCCCACACUCCAUCGGCUGGGUCACAACGAAGACCUGACUCCCUUCGGUUUCCCUGCUGCCUUGCGGCUCCACAGCUAACGUGGCUUGACUGGAACUGCUGCCAAAGACCACGUCCCCCUCGAGGCCAGUGUCUGCAACUCGCGGCCCUCCCUGGGCGGGCAGAGGAGCCGGUCAAUCCCAGGAGGGCAGCUGCAUCCCUGGCAUCUGGGUGUAUCGCCCAGGUCUGUGUGCAGAAAGAUGCUGGGGCUGGGGGGGUCCACCUGGAUGUCACUCUCACUCCAAAGCCUGCAGUCCUACGAGGGGGUCGCCAAAGCAGGAAACACAUUGAUACAUCCCUGCUCUGUAAUGACUUUGGCUUCAUUGUCCCCAGAUGUAUUCUCUUUGGGGGCUUAUCCUGUUUCCAGGAUGUUGUAGGUGUCAUUUGUUUGUUUGCUUGGGAACUUCAGUAGGAGAGAAAAGCAUUGGAGGGCUGAAAGAAGGACGGUGGUCUGCGAAAAAUGAGCUGGAGAUGGUGUAAUAAAAAAGGCUAAGCCCUGUC
Messenger RNA from Zootoca vivipara (common lizard), 5303 nucleotides. It is a transcript of the gene ARAF, whose product is annotated as A-Raf proto-oncogene, serine/threonine kinase. Gene Ontology annotation, biological process: MAPK cascade; protein phosphorylation. Gene Ontology annotation, cellular component: mitochondrion; cytosol. Lineage: Eukaryota; Metazoa; Chordata; Lepidosauria; Squamata; Lacertidae. The record is from RefSeq and is a predicted model, not a curated record. Gene Ontology annotation, molecular function: ATP binding; MAP kinase kinase kinase activity.